UGAAGCAAAUAAGCAACAUGUAAGAUGUCAGAAAUGCUUGGAAUUUGGACAUUGGACUUAUGAAUGCACUGGGAAAAGAAAAUACCUACAUAGGCCCUCAAGAACAGCAGAACUAAAGAAAGCUUUAAAAGAAAAAGAAAAUAGAUUAUUAUUGCAGCAAAGCAUUGGAGAAACUAAUGUAGAAAGAAAGACCAAGAAAAAAAGGGCCAAGAGUGUAACUAGUUCCAGUAGCGACAGCAGUGACAGUUCAGCCAGCGACUCUUCAUCGGACAGUGAAGACAUUUCUACCUCCUCCUCCUCAGAGGACAGCGACUCCGAGGAGAGCUCGUCCAGCUCGUCGUCCUCUGCCUCCUCCUCAACCUCUUCCUCCUCCUCAGACUCGGACUGGGACUCCAGCUCUGUCAGCAGCAGCAGCAGCAGCAGCAGCAGCACAGAGAGCAGCUCUGAGGAGGAGCCCCUGAGGAAGAGGAAGAAGAAAUAGAGUUUCCCAUCCAUAUUGGACCAAUGAACCGAAAAUGCCAACGUGAUUCUCAGAAGAGAAUUUAGACAAUAUUAAAGCCAAAUGGAUUAAUUGUUCAGAAUUUCUAGAGUUCAAAAGUUUCUAAGUGUUUUACAUUGUAAAAGCAUAAAAAGCAUUAAUAAUGAGUUAUAUAUCUAUAUGAAGACUUUUAUUUUGGAAGUGAAUCUUUUUUUUUAAUCUUUAAAAGGUAUCUCUGGAAUUUAAAACUAAAAUCCAGCAAAUCUGUUUCUGUGAUGAAACUUAUUUUUUCUCCCUGUGAAGUGAAUGCCAUGCUUUGUUAUAUGUUAAUGGUAUGUAUUGGACAGGUUUUCAGGAUAAUUCCUCAGCAUAUCUGUAAGUGAGUUUCUAACAUUGUAUAGGAAUGUUAAACUGGUCAGCUGUGUUACUAUGUAAACUUAGAACAUUGUUACUAAAAACUUCGGAGUUUUCCUACUGUUAAUAAAUGUACUCUAUUUUUAUGUUAA
Chinchilla lanigera (long-tailed chinchilla) is the source of this 984-nucleotide messenger RNA. It is a transcript of the gene Zcchc10, whose product is annotated as zinc finger, CCHC domain containing 10. Lineage: Eukaryota; Metazoa; Chordata; Mammalia; Rodentia; Chinchillidae. The record is from RefSeq and is a predicted model, not a curated record. Gene Ontology annotation, molecular function: zinc ion binding; nucleic acid binding.